Aureobasidium pullulans EXF-150 is the source of this 498-nucleotide messenger RNA. RefSeq lists its product as uncharacterized. The transcript has 2 exons. NCBI's taxonomy places the organism in Eukaryota, Fungi, Ascomycota, Dothideomycetes, Dothideales, Saccotheciaceae. The coding region runs from base 1 to 498 and encodes 165 amino acids. The record is from RefSeq and is a predicted model, not a curated record.
AUGACUGAAACUCAGCCCUCAAGUGACGCUACUGCUGUCUUUCAGAAAUUGGACGAUUACGACUGGGACAACGACAAUGAAUUCCAGACUGCUCUUGCUUCAAUUCUGAGGUCUGCAUCGACUCCCGAGCAGACCGCACAUCUGACUACAAGGGCUCGUUGUUAUUAUUACACAAGGAAGUUCAAGACACCCGUCAAUUUCGAAGCCUAUCAAACUUGGCUUCGAUCAAAACAACAGGCUGGCUCUGAGCCACCCUCACAAUCUAAUAUGUCAUCUGAAGCUACUCAUCCAUCUGCGAUGGGUGAAGCUCCUCCACCGGCCUCGUUUGCUGAGAUUUGCGAACUCAUCGCAGCCGGUAAACCGAUACCUGGGAUCAAAGAUAUUCCUGAUACCAUCCUGGAAGGCCAAGGAACCCAAGCACAAGCACCUCGACGCAAGAAGCCAUGGGAGAAAGAUGCAACCACAACUCCAACUCCUAGCUGGGCGGCAAAGAACUAA